AUGUUCCCUGACGAGCUCAAGGGACUCAUGCUGGUGGAAGAGAAGCUCGUCUCGCUCAACUCCUGCUAUGGUGUUCCCAACAACGUGCAGGAGCUGGCGACCAAGGUGCUCCGCACCCCUUUGCAAGCACUGGACGAGAUCCACGUUUCGUGGCAGGGCGUGGAGAAGCCGGCACCGAGCGACCUGUCGAGUCUCUUGUCGGAAACGGGAGGCGAGGCUGAAGGGCACGGGCCCAACGAAGAAGGCGCGGGUCGUGAUGGAGUUGGUGCUAGCCCCGAUCAGAACGUUCGACCAAUCAACGAGGUGACGUCUUCCGGCAUGUUUGGGCUGGACGGACCGCCAGACGUGGCGGAUGUCGAAAGCUGCGGUUUGCCUGUGACGCUGUUGGCGCAGGUGCCGACGACGGCCGCGCGGGCCCGAGAACUGAGCCAUACAUUCGAGUCUCGCGGGGAUGAGUUUGCCGACUCCUUUGAGACGUCCUUCUUCGCCAGAACGUUCCCGACCCUGUUCCCAUUUGGCGUUGGGGACCAAGGGGCGGCAGCGGGAGACAUCGUAUCCUCCCGAAGCUUGAACCUCCGGAUUUGGGCCGACAUCGUGCUCCGGCGCCAUGGUGGCCGGUUUGCGUUGCACCACAUAUUUGCAUUUCUCGUCUUCAACAUGGGGGUGCGGUCGAGGAACCGCCGCGUCAGCAUGCUGAGUGUGGCGAGGAAGGACUUCGGCAAGGUCGAGCGCGUUGCCCGCUCGAUGACCGCGCAAAGGAGCUUCUCAGGAGCCUCUCGCUGUACGGCCACCGGCAACCCAUGUCGAGAGGUUCGGCUCAAUAUGCGGCGGAAAAUCCAGUCGCUCAUCGUUGGCUACGGCGUUCCGGCCAUCUGGUUCACCAUCAACCCAAACGACAUUACGAACCCGGUGAAGCUGCGACUGGCGGCAUAUCGGACACGCGAUCCCGGCGCGGCCGAGGAGUUCCUAGAAGGCCUUGGGAGUGCGUACAAGCGGACAAGGCUGGCCAUGUCCGAUCCGAUGAGCGCCGCCGUAUUCUUCCACCGGGAGAUGAAGCUGUUCUUCGAUCAUUACGUGAAGCUCGAUGCUUGCCGACAUCCACGGGAGGAUCAGGCGGCGUAUCGCGAGCGAAUCAUACGAUACGUCGAUAGUGUCUUCUCCGAGGAUCUGGAUCAGGAAGGGUUCUGCGCCGUGCAAGCGGAGCGAUCUGUGACGUCCGAUAUUUCCUCCCUGCUGGACAACACCGAGCAGUUUUCGGCCGCAUUUGACGAGGAGGCCAACUUCUGUGCCGGCGCUACACAGGUUCAAGGCUUAGCCCGCCCUGUGUCAAGAAUUCCUUGGGCAAAGGAGCGCGGAAGGAAUCCAUGCCGGUUUAAGUCUCCAUGGAGGUUGGUCGACAAGACCGCCAUCACGGCAGACGGGGUGUUGCAGAUCCGGAGGACUCACAGCAUGGUCAAUCGAUGGAACAAGGCUAUCGCUGUUGGGCUCCGGCACAACCACGACAUUUCCUUCAUUGCGACGCAGCGCAAGACCAUGGCCCUUAUGUAUUAUGUCACGAACUACGCGACGAAGGUGGAGGACCCGGUGUGGAAGCGUGUGGCGGCCGCGGCCGAUCUCCUGGCCGCCUCAACGGGUGACGGCACGGCCAACGGAGGACAGGACGACGGUGGAGGUGCUGUCGAGGUCGUCGCUCAUCUUCUUGGAUAUCCGGCCGAGUUCACCAACAGCAGCGCCUGGGCGUACCUGAACACAUCUCUGCUGUACUGGGAAGUCUUUCGACGGUGGCCGUAUCUCCGACGAGCAAGUGGCGCGGCGGCCAUAGAUGAUACUCUGGAUGAGUCGGUGCUCAGGCGGCCGGGCAAGCAUGCUACCGUCUGCCUCGAUGGCUACCUGAGCAAGGACUUCGGCCACAACGACGACGAGGAGUCGCCACCGGAGGGCAGCCGUGCAGCAUCUUGCGCUAUUUGUGCCGUGGGAGUCCUUUCUGCGCGAAGAAACAGAAUAUCAUGUCUCGUCGACAACGUGCAGCUGCUUCGACGAUCAGCCGAAGACGCAAAGCGCGACGCCAAGCAAUGGGCGGCCUCAUCCGGCGAUGGCGAUUCCACGGUCGCCCACGUCGAGGAGGGCGAGACAGGCGAGGCGGGCGCAGAAUUUGCAGCGACGUAUCGGUCCAACAACAUCGGAGACGCAACGCGCCUGAUCGACGUCGUCCGAGGCGCAGUGGGCACGAAUCAGGUGACGGCCAAGUCGCCGGAGCUCAUGGCAAUGAUGCGGCAGCUCUGUCGAUUCCAGCAAUCGGCGCUCUGCUCAACGGCCGAGCUCGAGGCCAUCGCGAUUCCCGAACAAGGGUUGAGGUGCAUAAGCAUGCCAGGGCGGGUAUUUUCCGGGGCCGCACUACCGCCGCAGGAUCAGGUCAAGGCUAUCAAGUCGCAGCAGAUAACGAUCGCCGAGCUGCGUUGCGGAGGUGAUGACCGGCUUCGGGAGGACGACGUCGAAAUGACGACAGCCGACUCCGACGAGACGGCUAGCGACGCAGAAGCGGGAAUGCGCGUCCAGCUUGGCCCAUCGACCUCCUUCUUCGCGGCGGGCAAGGAGUUGUCAACACGGCUAACGCUGAACAAGAGGCAGUCGAUCGCUUUCCUAAUAAUAUGCCGCCAGCUCGAUUUGAUGCGACAAACGAAUAGGGGCGAUGCCGGCCAGCUCUGCCAGUUCGUCGGCGGCGAGGGGGGCACCGGCAAGUCGCGGAUCAUUGGGGCACUCGUCGAGCUGUUCAGUGGGAAGAGCCUUUCGAAUCGUCUGCUGAUCACGGCGACGUCAGGGACUGCCGCGGCGCAGAUCAACGGCAUCACGAUCCACUCCGCCUGCGGGUUCACUAAAGACCAAGGGCGGGCGGCGCGAACACAGCCAAGGACCUUGACGGGAAAGAUUUCGGGGAUCCCCAUCGUCCUCUUCUGCGGAGACUUUCAGCAGUUCCGGCCGGUCCAAGAGAGGUCGAUCGUCCUGCCGAGCGCGGCCAUCUCGUGGGACGUAGACAACUCGUUCAAGGCCGAGCAGCGGCACCAGCACGACAAAGCGCACGCGCUGUGGAAGAGAUUCACGACGCGGAUCCGGCAGGGUGUGCAGGACCGCACGGAUCUGGACCUCCUCAACUCAAGGUGCUACCGCGAGGGCAGGCGGAUCCCUUGGGAGACUGGCAUCACCGUGGUGACGCCGCUGAACAGGAAUCGGUGGAACCUAAACAUGGAGGCAAGCUUGGCGUUCCGGGUCCAGCAGCGGUCGACGAUGCGCAUCUUCAUCUCCGAGCACAAGUGGAAGGAGGGCCUGCCGACCGAGGAAGAAGCGAUCAUGGUACUCAAUCAAGGCGACGAUAGCGCGAUCCCCGUGCCGGCCGUCUUCAUGUUCGUGGCCGGGAUGCCGGUCAUUGUCGACAAGGCGUCCCCAGGGCAUCGAAUCUCGUCCGACAUGACGAUCCACUUCGGGCCGCCGGCGGGGAUAUUACUGGAAUCGGCGACGACAAAGGACCUCCACUUCAACGACGUCAGCCGGAAGGGAUUGCCGUGCGCAGCAGCCUUCGCCUGCACGGACUACAAGGUGCAGGGCAGAACGCUAGAGCGCGUGGCCCUGGAGCUGCGGGGGACACGGACGACGAAAGUCGAUGGAAGGGCCGUGCCCUCGCAAUGCGACCCGUACAGCUUAUAUGUGCAGCUAUCGCGCUGUCGAACGCUAGACGGCAUCACGCUCGUGUCAAGGUGCGGGAGAGACUUGGUGGGCAACCGAGUCCCCGAAGAGAUGACCGCCGCGCAGGCCAGGCUGGAGGUGCUAAGCGAGAGGACUGUCGAGGAAGCUUUGCGUCGGUCGGAUGGCGACGCUGAAGAGUCAAGGAGAGUUGUCAGGGUGAGGUGA
Molecule: messenger RNA, 3903 nt
Organism: Hirsutella rhossiliensis
Lineage: Eukaryota; Fungi; Ascomycota; Sordariomycetes; Hypocreales; Ophiocordycipitaceae
Product: PIF1 protein
Exons: 17
Coding region: 1-3903 (1300 amino acids)
Source: RefSeq, a predicted model, not a curated record